Pyricularia oryzae 70-15 is the source of this 816-nucleotide messenger RNA. RefSeq lists its product as uncharacterized. The transcript is spliced from 6 exons. Gene Ontology annotation, biological process: rRNA processing. Bases 1 to 816 code for a protein of 271 amino acids. Gene Ontology annotation, molecular function: DNA binding; peptidyl-prolyl cis-trans isomerase activity. Lineage: Eukaryota; Fungi; Ascomycota; Sordariomycetes; Magnaporthales; Pyriculariaceae. The record is from RefSeq and is a predicted model, not a curated record.
AUGGAGGCACAUGGCGCAGCGGAACUGCUAAUUGGAAUUGAUGCUGUCCGGGAUGCGCGGCUUGACAAGCUCAUCGAAGAUCUCGUCGACCCCUACAAUCAGCCUGCACCACCGAUACCUGUUAAUCUUGUGGCGGCAAGAACGGCAGCCAGCUCCCUGCAACGCCAAUGGACAAGGCGCUUCAGGGAGAUGUACGUGUCCCUGGAUCGGAGAACUGAAGAGGCUGCUCAGAUGCCCUCGGAGAUGGAGGGGACGAAACAGUUCACACCGGGCCAAUACAAAAUUGUACAGUACGGCCAGAAGUUGGACGAAGACACCGAGAUCUACCGUCUGGCACUAGUCCUUGAGCGGGUGCCAGAGCAGAUGCCUUUGGAAGAACUCAGGACCAUCCCCAAACCUUCGCAGCUGGACGACUGGAAGGUUACCGAAUCAAUCAUGGGCAAGAAGACGAACGAGAAAAAGCCCGCUGACAAAAAGGGGCAAGGCAGCAAAGACGCGGGCGCAAAGGAAGAGAAAAAGGUCAAAGCAGCACAGCAGAUAAACGUGCGACACAUCCUUUGUGAGAAGCACAGUAAGAAGGAAGAAGCCCUUCAGAAAAUUCGAGAUGGUGCCAAGUUCGACGAAGUAGCCAGAGAAUACUCGGAAGACAAGGGCAGACAAGGCGGCGCUCUUGGAUGGAAAGCUAAAGGAACCUUGAAGGCCGAGUUCGAGGCAGUUGCCUACACGCUUGAGCCCAGCACUACGUCAAAUCCAAAAAUAGGCGAGGCCAAGACUGGGUUUGGCUACCACAUCAUCAUGGUCGAAGGGAGGAAAUAG